Messenger RNA from Paralichthys olivaceus (Japanese flounder), 2841 nucleotides. The record is from RefSeq and is a predicted model, not a curated record. NCBI's taxonomy places the organism in Eukaryota, Metazoa, Chordata, Actinopteri, Pleuronectiformes, Paralichthyidae.
AGAAGACGAGAGGGUUUCCAAAGGGUCGAUCCUCCUCACCCGGUCUGAAGCUACACGGUCUGAAGCUACAUGGUCUGACAGAGAUCGUCGUUAGUUCUGUUUUUCCAGGAUGAGUUCCGUUGAGGUGAAUGAUGAGAAUCGUGGGGUCUACCCUGGAGGAAAACACAACAGCUCAACUACCGACAUAUUUGACCUGGAUCAGCCGACCGGGAGGCCGUCCAUCCUGCGACAGACGGAGAACCUGCCCAGCAAGACUGUGCCAAAGGGGAUGAAGGUUUGUUUUCAGACCCCAAGAAGAGACCCGGUGACCAAGAGAAUUGUCCAAUCUCCAAGCAAGUCUGCGAAGAUGCCCAGUGUGGAUGAGUGCACAAAGGCAAUGGAGACUUUAAAUUUAGAUAAAACAAAUCCUUCAGCACAAGAGCAACCUGAUGAGCCCAAACCAGAAGUGUCGUCUUAUCCUGAUGAUGAAAUGCCAAUCCAGAGCAAAGGAGGCUAUCAGCUGGAUUUUGACAACCUGGAUGCCAUGAAUCCAUUCCAGGGGUCCAGUAAGAUGGUUCUCUCUCCUGCAAAGUCUGCUGUUGAAAACUCUCCUGCAGAACAAAAUGUGCCUCAACACACACAGCCAGAGGAUAUCUUGGAGGAGCCCACCAAGACGGAGAUGGUCUUAGAUGAGACACUUCCCUUUGCUCCGUCUGUGGAAAAUUCACUGGUGGAUGUCUCUGCCAACAUCAGUUCCACAGAGAGCAGUGUGGUCACAGUGGCGAAGGUCCCAGCAGUUGAGGAACAAGAUUUGUGUACUGCAACGCCCAAAGAACAACCUGCUGAGACUUCUCCAAAUGUUGUUCAAGACAAAAAACUAGCCGUCUUUGUGGAAGACGCCCCUCUGCCAUCGAAAGGUUCAUAUAGCUUUGAUUUUGACAACCUUGAUGAUGUGAAUCCUUUCCAAACCGGUGGCGCUAAAAUCCAGAAUUCCCCUGUCCUCGGGAAAAAACUGCCAGAGAAUAUUCCCCCCAUCGAGGAGCCUCAGGUGAAGGAAAACCAACCUGCAGAUAUCGUCCAUGUUCCUGAGGUGGCUCCAAAGUUGCCUCCUCAGCCGGAUGUGAAACCCAUCGCUGCAGUUAUCCCAAUACCCACUAACCCCGCCAAGCCUCCCUCUGCUGAAUCUCAGCCAGAUGCUGUCCCACUAAUGGAACUCCCAAUCAAACUCGAGUUCAAUUUCGACGAUGGAAGUGAGGUCAAAAAGAAACCGCCACCCAAGAAGUUUGGCAAAAGGCCACCUGGUGCAAAAUCUACAGAAGAAAAGUCAGUGUCUGAUGUCAAAACGAAAAAAGAAACUUCAGUGAAGCCCAAUGUCAGCGACGUGGCCGAAGUUCCAGUUCCCAAAAGCUCUUACUCAUUUGACUUUGACAAAUUUGAUGACCCAAACUUCAACCCCUUUGGCACAAAAACAGGCAUCAACAACUCUCCAACGUGCAGCAAGAAAUCCAGCCCCGUGCUUACGGAAACUGCCAUUCCAGAGCAGACGGAGAAGCCUGUGGAGGAGGAAGCUGUUUCACCAGCCUGUGCUGGAGACAGUGUCCCGGCUGCUAAACCCAGCCCACAGACGUCUGCCCCUGAACAAAACAAGGAAACUGCGCAGAGUGUUCCUGAAGCGUCUGAACAGUUUCAACCUGAGCAGAAGUCAGAACUUGCGAUGUUUGAAUUCAAUGAGAACUUUGUCCCUGGAACAAUGUUCAAUGAUUUCGAUGGACAAAUGGACUACCUUGAACAGUUUGGGUCCAGCAGAUUUAAGGAAUCCGCACUGAGGAAACAAUCCUUGUAUCUCAAAUUCGACCCGCUCCUGAGAGAGAGUCCAAAGAAGCCCACGGCCGCCCCUGAGGCCGGUCAGACCCACGUCCCCCGUCCGGCGGCCUUUGCUUCACGACUUGAAACUCAACAGAUGGCAGAAAAAGAGGCAACAAAUGCGCCACAGGACUGUGAUUUCAAACUGUUUGAUCCUGCAGCACCAGCGACUCCAAUCUUCGAGAGCCUCGUCCCUGCUUUCCCACAGCCCGCAAACACGGAGGACGCCAUUAUCGAAGUGCUGAAGUACAGUCAGAAAGACAUGGACGCAGCCAUUGCCAAAGUCCAGCUGGAGUCAAAGAAGAAAGAGGAGCAAUGGAGCGCAAAAUAUAAAAAAGUAAUUGAUGAUGGUCAAGAAAUGAGGAAAAUAAUUGCAGAAUUUGAGCUCAUGAUUGCAAAAAUUAUGGCCGAUCAAGAGAAGGAGAGAGAGGUGGCCCAGGCGAAGCUGAACGAGGCUCUGCUGGAGAAGGAGCAGACGUCCAGCGACCUGAAUGCGAUGGAGAGAUCGUUCUCUGAGCUUUUCAAGAGGCUGGAGAAGUACAAGGACGUUAUCGAGGGCUACAAAAAGAAUGAAGAGACUCUGAAAGCUUGUGCGCAGGACUAUCUGGUGAGGAUCAAAAAGGAGGAGCAGCGCUACCAGACGCUUAAAGCUCACGCUGAGGAGAAAAUUGGCCUUGCAAAUGCAGAAAUUGCUGAGGUGCGCUCAAAGUUCAAGUCCGAGGUGUCGGCUCUACAAGCUCAGCUGCGGCGGGAGCAGCUUAAGGUUCAUUCGUUGGAGAAAAGCCUCGACCAGAAGGAAAAGGAGGCUGAAGAGCUGACCAAACUUUGUGAUGAACUCAUCACCAAAGUUCAGAAGGGUUGAGCUUGUUUUGUAAAUACUGUCUUAAAUUCUUCAGUUUUUCUUUGUUGGUCCGUUUAACUUUUCUUGAGUUUUGUCCUUGUAAAUGUUCUUAGAAAUACUGUAAAAAAAACUUUAAUAAAGAUGGUGAUUUAAUUCCU